This is a messenger RNA of Pieris macdunnoughi, 543 nucleotides long. The record is from the annotation of a GenBank genome assembly. NCBI's taxonomy places the organism in Eukaryota, Metazoa, Arthropoda, Insecta, Lepidoptera, Pieridae.
AUGUCCGUGUCGGAUUCUUCAGAAGAGGAAGAUUUAUCUCGGUUUAAAGAAGUUGUAGAUACAAGUUUCACCAACGAUAUAAAACCUGCAUACAAUACAACACCAGAAGUUAAGAAAAAAUCUGAGAGGUAUUUAGCAGAUUCAACGCAUUAUAAUGAUGUGAAAGUCCCUAAAGAAUUACAAAUUCAAAUUGGCAAGAAAAUUUCCUCCAUCAUUAGCAGAACUGUUGAAUUUGUUGACAUAGAACCAAAAAAAAUUAAAAGAAAAAUAAAAGGUGGUGUAAGGCUAUUCAGCGAUUCAGAUGAGUAUUUAUCUUGUCAUGAAGCUGAAGACAAAUUUACACAAAAUCAUAAUGUAAAGGCAAAAAAGUUGAAUCAAAUAAAAGAAUGUGUGGAAAUUGAUGAAGAAGUAAUAAAAUCAGUUGCAGUGAGUGGGGAAUAUGUUUUAUCAAAAGAAGAAAUUAAAUGUUGGAAGUCCCGAAGAAAAGAAAAAGUUUUUAAAUAUAAAUCUAAUGGUAAAGGUGCUCUAAUUUCUACUGAAUAA